This is a messenger RNA of Monodelphis domestica (gray short-tailed opossum), 2040 nucleotides long. RefSeq names its product BTB domain containing 17 (gene BTBD17). Lineage: Eukaryota; Metazoa; Chordata; Mammalia; Didelphimorphia; Didelphidae. The record is from RefSeq and is a predicted model, not a curated record. Gene Ontology annotation, molecular function: protein binding.
GGAGUGAAGGAGGCAUCAUUGACUAGAGACUGGCAGAGGCCCCAGAAACUCCCACCUCCUCUGGCUCGCCUGCCCUCUAGGGGGUUUUCAGCACCCCUGAGAUGACAGAAAGGGAAAGAUAGAUUCUGGGAGCAGGUGGGGAGGCCUGGGGAUCCCAGAGGGUCCACUGCCCCCCUCAGGGGCCUAGCUGGUCAGCACAAUAGGCCUGGCGGCUGUCAUGCUGAAGCUCAAAUGGUUGUCUGGGUAACCGCUGAGGCCAGUUUCCACCAAUCCAUUGCAAAGAUGGGUUGGGGGAGGGAGGCAGGGAAGGAAGGAAGGAGGGGAACUUGCUCCCCACCAAAGGCCAGCAUCCUAUAUAAGGAGCCAGGGCAGUGGGAAAGGGAUCAGUGUGGGGUAUAACCUGCUCUUAGGCUUGGGAUUGGGGACACAGAGAUGCCUGGGACUCAUCACUCCAAACUUGGGCCCUGGGGCAACUUCUGGGCUACCAUGACCUUACUGGGCCUAGCUGUGCAUGCAGGCCAGAGAGCAGAUGUGGCUGGUGAAGCAGCAGAUGCCUCUAUUAACCACUCCUUGAAGAUGCUCCAGCGCCUGCGGGAGUUACAAGAUCUGGGCAACGAGAGUGACACGGUGUUGCGGGUACAAGCUGCAGGUACUGAUGAAGUCCACAUUUUCCACGCUCACCGGCUGCUCCUGGGCUUGCAGAGUGAGGUAUUCCAGGGACUGCUCUACAACCAGAGUGAGGUGACAUUGCAGGAGCCCAGGGACUGUGCUGCUGUCUUUGAUAAAUUCAUCAGGUAUCUGUACUGUGGGGAACUGUCCCUUCUGAUGUCGCAGGCCAUUCCCCUGCACAAAUUGGCCAGCAAAUAUGGCGUGACUUCCCUGCAGCAGGGAGUAGCCGAGUACAUGAAGUCACACCUCUCAGGAGAGCUGGGGGGUCCUGGCCCAGCUGUGGGUUGGUACCACUACGCAGCACGAACAGGCAAUGAAGACCUCAGGGAAAGCUGCCUCCAGUUUCUGGCUUGGAAUCUGUCGGCUGUGGUGGGGAGCUCCGAGUGGGGGGAAGUGACUCCAGAGCUCUUGGCUCAACUCUUAGACCGCUCUGAUCUGGUGCUUCAGGAUGAAUUUGAGCUCUUCCAGGCCCUGGAAGUCUGGUUGGGCAGAGCCCGGCCUCCCACCCCUGUGGCGGAGCAGGCGCUUAGAGCCAUUCGCUACCCCAUGAUCCCACCUGCCCAGCUGUUCCAGCUGCAGGCCCAGUCGCCAGCCCUGGCCCGUCAUGGAGAAGCUGUGGGUGAUCUCCUCCUGCAGGCCUACCAGUUCCAUUCUGCCUCUCCUCUGCAGUACGCCAAGUUCUUUGACGUCAAUGGCAGUGCCUUUUUGCCUCGAAACUACCUCUCUCCGGCCUGGGGGGCGCUGUGGGUCAUCAGCAACCCCGCCAGGGAUGACCGAAGCACAAGCUUCCAGACGCAGCUGGGCCCCAGUGGGCACGAUGCAGGUAGGAAGGUGACGUGGAACGUCCUCUUCUCUCCACGCUGGCUGCCCAUCAGCCUGCGCCCAGUCUAUGCCGAUACUGCUGGGGCUGCCCUGCCAGCUGCACGCCCUGAGGAUGGACGGCCCCGACUGGUAGUGACUCCGGCCAGCAUCAGCGGGGACGCCGCCGGCGUGAGCUUCCAGAAGACAGUGCUGGUGGGGGCUCGACAGCAGGGGCGGCUCCUGAUUCGCCACGCCUACAGCUUCCACCAGAGCAGUGACGAGGCCGGGGACUUCUUGGCCCACACUGAUCUGCAACGGCGCAGUUCUGAGUACCUGGUGGAGAACGCCCUUCACCUGCAUCUCAUCAUCAAGCCUAUCUACCACAGCCUCAUUCGGACCUACAAGUAGUGGAAGGAGGGAGGGAGGGAGGGAAUGUGGGAAGGAAAAAGGGAAGACUUCCAUGGACUCCCCAGGAUGAGACAGUCAUGAAUGGAAGUAGCCAUAAGGAGCUGAACUUCCUGGAAUGGUGGUUGGACAUCGAUUGGGGUAUUAAAGUGAUCCCCAAGAGAA